Molecule: messenger RNA, 1149 nt
Organism: Lingula anatina
Lineage: Eukaryota; Metazoa; Brachiopoda; Lingulata; Lingulida; Lingulidae
Source: RefSeq, a predicted model, not a curated record
UCACGCAAAAAGUUAUGUAAGCAGGGCGUGGUUAAGUGGCGUUAUAAAACGAGGCGUCAGUUUGCGGAAACUUCACAACUCCGUUCAAACUGCUCCUCAGUGGGACGGGCUUGCAACAUGGACAAAAAAACCUUGAUCGCAUUGCUCUUGGUGACAAUGCUCAUUAUUGACUUGUUCGCUGAUUCGGAGGCUUCGACCCGCCGCCGUCGCCGCAGCCGCCGUCGUCGUCGUGGAAUGGGGGAUGAAUCAGAAGGGAUCCUGUCGAAGGAGGCUGAUCAGUCGGAUAAAGACGAGGGUACGCUGACCAACCUGGUGGCCAAACUAAGAGACCUUGAUGCGGACGAGGACGUAGAAGAUGAUGAUGACGAUGACGGUGACGAAUAACGUACACUAAGUUUCAGCGAGAAUCAGACGUGAGCCUAGCAACUGUUUUCCAUUUCACGGACCUUGAGACAUUUGAAUCACUAGAACAGUAAUCAAAUUAGUUUUAUCAUAGUAUACAGUCUGAUCAUAUGCGCCGUUGUUACUAAAUGUUAGCCAAAGACCACUAAUGAAGUUCAAUGAAAUUCAGGGUAGUACCAUUCAGCUUCGGAUUUGUCAAACAUAUAUUACAUUGUUUAACUAAUUCAAUAUUAUGUCACAGAAGCAAAACGGUGCAGUUACCAACAGAUAAUAGUGGGCGUGGUCUCAGUGAUUGGCAGAACUACAUUCUGGUCGAUUUACGAUAUCCACAUUAUUUGGUAAUGUCAAUGCGUGUUGUGGAUAUCUUUCAUUUUGAAUCCACUCUCAUUAAAGUAGUGAUACACAUCGCGAUCCAGUAAUACAAAGCAACAAAAAAGCCUUUUCAUCAGGGAUAUCGAUGCUUUAUGUUACAAAAAAAUUUAAUCUUAAUAAAAUGAAAUAACAGUCCUUUAAAAGUGGCAAACUAAAAGCUGCCCAUUUCUGAGAUCUUCAUUUGAUAACAUCAGCUCGCAGAAGGUUGUUCCUCCAAAAUAUGAACUUCUUGCGUAAAAUUGGAUACUUCAGAAUGUUGGUUUAAUGGUGUGAAUAUAGAUAGUUAAUGCUUUUGUUUUCUUAAGUUGGCUGCAAUAAUAAAUUGACAGUUUAUACUAUUGUACUAAAAGUUCCAUUGUCUUUUCUGAUGAAUAA